Messenger RNA from Symbiodinium sp. CCMP2456, 717 nucleotides. The record is from the annotation of a GenBank genome assembly. NCBI's taxonomy places the organism in Eukaryota, Dinophyceae, Suessiales, Symbiodiniaceae.
AUGCAGCCUCGAAUCAUGGCGAUCCUUGUUGUGCUGAUCCUCGGCAUCACAAGUGCCUCGGGGCUUCAGGAGGCGAAUAGCAGCAUCUGCCUUUCCAACACCGGGAAGGCGUAUGAUGAGUAUUAUUGCGGCGAGGUGGGCAAAAAGCGAGGUUGCAUAUGGAAAGCUGGGCAGUGCGUUUGCGAAAAUGGCGGGCAGUAUUCGAAGUCCAGCCACAAGUGCUGGCCACCAGCUCCGUUGACAACACAGGCGGCUCCGACCACAACCACUGUGCCAGUUGCUGCGCAUCCCUCGCAGGAAGGCAAUGGCAGCGUCUGUGUUUCGAACUCGGGUCAGCCCUACACUGAGUACUACUGUGAUUCGGUAGGAAAGAGCAGGGGCUGCAUCUGGAAGGACAACCAAUGUGUCUGCGCAAAUGGCGGCUACUACGCCAAGUCCAGCCACUAUUGCUGGCCACCGGAAUCGCCGACGCGCUCCCCAACUCCGGUGCCAAAACCGGCCUCGCCGCCUGCUCCUGCAGGGACCGACGUCCUCGACUACUUGGUAGCAUGGCUGCCCGGGUCGCAUUGGUGCGCCGGCUUCAUUGACGCCUUCAUUGGUGCAUGCUGCAUAUGCGCCCUUCCGUGCACCAGACAGCACGCACGGCGGUGGAUCCCACGGAGGCCUGCGCUCGCAGCGUCGCAGCAAGCCAGGCAGGCGAUGCUGGAGAAUGGAGGU